GGAAAUUAAGUCAUUCAACAAAUUUAUUCAUUUAAGAAAAUUUAAUCUAAAAUAAAAUAAAAAUGGAUGAAUAUGGUAAUCCUAUACCUGGUCCAUCUAAUGGAUUUGAAAAUGAAAGUAAUUUGAAAUCAACUGUUGAUUGUGAUUUUAUUUGGUUAGAAAAUGAGUUCAAUAAUGAUGAUACCAAAGAAGUUAUACAAAGUUUUUCUAGUGAAGUUCAAAAUUCAAAUAAUAGUUGCUAUACAAAUGAAAUUGAAUCCAAUCCCAGAAAUAAUAUAAUUGAAGAUUUUUUUGAAGAAAUUAAAGGUAUUGAUUUAGAUAAAAAUUCUAUUAUUGUACAAAGAAAUGAUGAUAUUCUUAUAGAGUUAUUAGAACGAUGUAAUAGUUUUAUUGAUAUUGUUAGUCGUAAUAUAGUUUCUCUAGAAUAUAUGAUGGAAGAAGUUAAAAAAAAUAUUGAAAUUUCAAAAGAAAAUGCCCAUAAGGCACAUAAAUGUAUUUUAUUUGAAAAUAAGUCUAUGUAUAAUACAAAAAUGGCAAAUUUGAAAAAAAAAGCCCAUCUAGCAAAUUUUUUUAAAAUUGGUUUAUCAAACUGUCCACCUAAUCCUCAUCUUGGUGAACUUUAUGAUAAUGGAAGGUUGCUACUAUCUUACAAUGGUCGUUUUAUACUUGAAGAAUGUGUUGAAUCAAAUUUAUGGAACCAAGAAUUUAAAAAUAAAUUAGAACAAGCUAUCCAUGAAGAAGUAUUAAAUAAAUUAAAAGUACCUAUGCUUGAACAACAUGCACGUCUUGGCAAAGAACGAGAAAGUCAAAAUGAUAUACUAAUUAAACAUAAAAUUGAACUUGAAAUGUCAAAUAUUCAAAAGGAAUUAGAGACUAUAUCAAAUACUCCUUUUCAACGUUUGGUUUUUCAAUUUAUGGAUUCAAAUACGGAGUAUGAUUGGUUACACAUUGCUAAAAUGAUUGAUAAACCUUAUUUACAAUGUCAAAGGUUUUGGAAUCUUCUGUUAAAACCUCAUAUAUCUAGAAAUAAAUGGACUAAAGAUGAAGAUGAAAAAUUAAUUGAAAUUGCUACAAAGUAUGGAGAAAAAAAUUGGCAGCAAAUAGCUGAGGAGUUGGGUAUUAACCGUAAUGAGUUACAAUGUUUUGUUCAUUUUCAAAAAUAUAAGAAAAUGCUAAAUAAAAAAGGUAAAUGGUCAAAACAAGAAGACCAAAAGCUUAUGGAAAUUAUCAAAGAAAACUCUAUUGAUAAUUUAAUCAAUUGGCAAAGAGUUUAUUUUGCUAUGCAUGACGAAGGCAGAACUGUUGAUCAAAUUUAUAACAGAUGGAUGUGCUGUUUGAAACCUGGAAUUAAGAAAGGAUAUUUGACAGAAAGUGAAAAAUUAAUAAUUAAAAAAGCUCAUGAAAAAAACUUGCCACCGUCAGUAGUAUCAAUGAAUCUAAUUAAUCGAACAACUUCACAAGUUCGAAAUGCUUACCAACGAAUUAUUUUAUAUAAUGAAAAUACUUUAAGAGGUGGUUGGUUGCCUGAAGAAGAUAAAAUAUUAGUACGAGCUGUUAAUAAUUAUGCACAUAAUGAAUUUACUUGGUCACAAGUGUCUAAACAAGUACCUGGACGUAAUCCAGAACAAUGUCGCCAUAGGUACAAAAUAAUUGAAAAAACAGUUCAAGAUGAUCAUAAAAUUACUGUUAAUAACUAUCCACGCUCUAGAGCAUCAUUCAAGAUAAAAAAACCGUUCUCUAAAUUUAAUGAAGAAUCAUUUAAAGAUAAUGAUUUAUUGGAUGAUUUUAGACAAAAUCGCCAAAUGCAAAAAUUGUCUAAUGAUUCUAUUGAAUCAGAUGCUGAUCGAAAGUUGAAAAAAUCAUUUUUGGAUAAUGUCUAUGUUACAAAUCAUUGUAAUUUGUCUAGUAAAUGUGAACUUUUUAAAUAUGUGCUCGAUUAUCUUGGAGCUGAUUUGAUUGUACCACUACAGUUUGUCCAUAAAGAUGAUUUGAUUGAUGAAGGACUUAUGAGUAUGAUGGCUUAUCUCAAAGAAUGUUCUAAUGAAGCAUUAACAUUAGAUUCCAGAAAUUUCGAACAAGAAAGUACAAGUGAUCUUGAAUUUACUUAUGAAGGAGUUGACGGUGUAUUGAGAACAAGUGAUAUUAUAAAUUCUGAUUUAAGUGAAGUGAAUGGUUUAUUCGAUAUUAGAAUGAAAAAUAUUGAUCAUAAAUCAAAGAGUAUUAAGACUACAAACACAGUUUCUUCAAAAGUUCAAAAUCACCCAUUACCAUUAUACUUCAUGGGUUCUGUUCCACCAAAUUUUGAAACUUUUAGAAUGUUAAGUACUUUUAUGAAAUGUCUUUCUAUUAGCAUAAAAAAACAUGUUAUUUAUAAUUCUCAUGUUAAUUUUGAUUGGGAUAAUGAAGAAUCAAAAAAAUUACAUCAACGUCUAGUGGCCAUUUUUAGAUGGCCAGCUAUAUUUUCAGGAACAGUAAAUUAUAAUGCUGCGAAAAUAAAUAUAUUAGUCCAUGCUAAACAGACCAUAGACUCAAGUAAUUCAACAAUCUCUUACUAUAAUUCCAAAAAGAAAAAACCCCAUUUCAAUUUGAAACAAUGUUUUUAAGAUAUAUAUUCUCAAAUAAUUUGCACACAAAAAAUACGAAUAAUACAAAUGAUCUCCGACCGGUUAUUACUCAUAAUUAGGAAUAGAAUAACAGAAUAGAAUAACUAUAAAUAGUAUAAAUAUUAAAUUAUGAUAGAGGAUAGACAUUAUCAAAUAAUAUAGACAGUACACACCUUAUGUGCAAUGUACGUAUUUGUUACUGUCUACGUUGACCAACAACUAGCAAGGUUA
Molecule: messenger RNA, 2834 nt
Organism: Sipha flava (yellow sugarcane aphid)
Lineage: Eukaryota; Metazoa; Arthropoda; Insecta; Hemiptera; Aphididae
Gene: Pbp95
Exons: 4
Coding region: 63-2603 (846 amino acids)
Source: RefSeq, a predicted model, not a curated record